AUGCCAAAGUCCGUAAGCCGAAGAUCUGGUCUAUUUGAAAUGCGAGCUUGUGCAGAAUGCCGGGUAAGAGAGCGCCCACUUAAAACACGAACAAGUCCAUGCGCAUACUGCGCGAAGACCAAUAAGCCCUGCGUGUUCGGGCCUCGUCCGUCGCGAACACCACUGACUAGGCGAAACCUGGAUGCCGCAGAGGCCCGCUGUGCAAGUCUGCUAUCGUUACUCCGCAGAUUAAAUCCUGAAGUAGACGUCGAAGAUGCCCUGCGGACGGUCGCACCCGAGUUUGAACAUCACCAGUAUCCUCACCCGGUUGAGCCACUGGAACCAGAGCCCGACUCGGAAAGUCCGGACUCCUCGCGACGAUUUGAGUGGAAUGAAGCUUCUACGUCGAAUCCUCCUGACGGGAUGGUGUCGCUGCCUACGGCAAGUGCCGAAUCAGGGUACCUCGGCCAUAGCUCCGGGACAAGGCUCCUGCAGACGAUAUCGGACCUAUUCCCAGAGAAUGUCACCCUAGAUCAACAGCAGGACGACUCGCCCGCACGGGUCAGCCAGACGGGAAGUCCUUCGCUGUUGCUACAUUUCGCCAAUACCGCUGUUUUGGACAACCUGAUUGAUGCAUACUUCCUUUGGUACAACCGCUCAUACCCGAUCCUGCAUGAGAGCACGUUCCGCGAAAAGUACCGCAACCGCCAGCGGAUUCCCUCCCGCUCCAGCUGGCACUUGAUAUUCUACCUCGUCCUUGCAAUCGGACACUGGGUGUCCACUGGCGGGAUGGAGCUGGGUCAGGAUAGCUACUACAUGGCGGCCCGCUCACGGAUGUCGAUGCGCAUGCUGGAGUCAGGGAGCCUUGCAGCCGUUCAGGCAUUUCUACUCAUGGUGUGUCCGGAUCUUCCAAUUGCAGGUUGCGUGCUGACUUUCCAGGGCAAUUACCUCCAGAAGCGAGACCGACCAAACACUGGAUACAACUACAUCGGCAUCGCGUAUCGCAUGGCUCUCGGAUUAGGUCUUCACCGCGAACCGCCCUCAGGACAGACAAACGAUUCCUUGUUCAACGAGCGGCGGAGAGCCGUUUGGUGGGUGGUAUACUGUUUCGACAGUGGCUUUAGCCUGACAACAGGAAGACCGGUGAUGGCAUCAGACUCUUUUAUUGAGACCCGCCUCCCUCGAAAUAUUGACGACUCAAUAUCAGCUCUAGAUUCCCCCUUGCCCUCACCAGUCGACCGACCAACAACCUACUCUGCGAUUAUCGCGCACGGCCGUCUCGUCUCGAUUGGCAACCGCAUCUUCAGCGAAAUAAUCUCUUGUCCAUACCGUCAGUCCUUCUCCUUUAGAGCACCCCGCUCAAUCGACCACCAGCUCAAAGCUUGGCGCCUUAGUUUACCUUCAUACUUCACCGGGCAAGACAUUCCACCCUGGUUUCGCGGACCGAGAGCUGUCGUCGGAUGGAAGGAGCAGAACUUACGCAUGCUGUUGUGGUGGGGAAGCCAACGAUUGUGCAAUGACAAUGUAUCAAUGAGCGCCGAGCGCGAAGAAGCGCGGAACAUGUGCCAUCUAGCCGCGGUCGAGACCAUACAAGAUAUCACGACAUUUUGUCUUGAUUAUGCGGACGCUGUACAUGUGGGGCUGAGCUGGUACGCAACGUACUUUCUGUUCCAGGCGAGUGUUGUGCUUAGCAUACAUCACCUGAAGCCCGUGCCACAGCUCGACCGCGGUAUGGCGGCUGUGAAUCGUGAGUUGUGGCUUUCGUCUGUUGAGCGGGCGAGAAGGUGCUUUGCUUCGCUUGGUGCGACGAACAGAGCUGCAUUUAGGUGUCUUGCUGUCUUGGAUCGGAUUAGGGACCACUCGCCGAGAGAGCUUGCUCAGGCCGAGCUGGGAGGACAGCCACAGCGGCUGCGAGCUCACGCAGACGCCGUCUAUCAGGGUGAUCCGCUUGAGACUGGGAUUACGGAUGCAUCGGUGGCAUCAUUGACUGUUGACCCCACACUGCAGAUGUUCUUCGAGGAUACGUCAUGGGAGAACGACCUAUUUGAGGGGCUGAAUGGAUUUCCUGGAACAGAUGAGGUUGAUUUGUCUGAAUCUGUUCCUGGAAGAUCGGGGCCGACUGUGCCUUCUUAUCUGAACGGCUCGGCUAUUUAG
Aspergillus nidulans FGSC A4 is the source of this 2133-nucleotide messenger RNA. Its product is annotated as Zn(II)2Cys6 transcription factor. Gene Ontology annotation, molecular function: DNA-binding transcription factor activity, RNA polymerase II-specific; zinc ion binding; DNA binding. NCBI's taxonomy places the organism in Eukaryota, Fungi, Ascomycota, Eurotiomycetes, Eurotiales, Aspergillaceae. The transcript is spliced from 6 exons. The record is from RefSeq and is a predicted model, not a curated record. The coding region runs from base 1 to 2133 and encodes 710 amino acids. Gene Ontology annotation, biological process: regulation of transcription by RNA polymerase II; regulation of DNA-templated transcription; DNA-templated transcription.